GGGAGUUCGCAGGGCUUUGCUUUCCCGCUGGUGCUCCCCUCGGGAGGGCAACAGUAGCAACAGUAUGGAACAUUGUGAAGUUCUUAGCAAGAAAGUGAUUGAGUUCAAACCACCAGUGUAUGAACAGAGAUACUACUUUGUUAAAAACUUAGUGAAUCAACAUGGACACAAGAAGAUUGCAGACUUGGGCUUCGGGGACGCCACCCUUCUAUGGAUGCUGAAAUACCACCGCUGCGUUCAGUAUCUUGUUGGAGUAGAUAUUGCUGCCAAACCCUUUGAAUGGGGAGGGGGUAGGUUGUCUCCAGGAGUGGGGAGUUACAUCAUUCCUCGGGAACUAGAUUUGACUAUAACCUUGUACCGUGGUUCUGCUGUACAAAAAGACUCCCGUUUGUGUGGAUUUGACUUGAUAACAUGUAUUGAAUUGAUAGAACACUUAGAUUCUGAAGAUCUGGCCAAGUUUCCUGAGGUCGUGUUUGGGUACUUUUCUCCGGGUAUGGUUGUCAUCAGCACACCAAACUCUGAAUUCAAUCCCCUGUUUCCAGCAUCAACCUUUAGAGAUCCAGAUCACAGAUUUGAGUGGAACAGAAAGCAGUUUCAGAUGUGGGCUUUGGAUGUGGCAAAGCUCUACCAUUACUCUGUAGAGUUUUCUGGCGUGGGGGAUCCACCAGCAGGAGCUGAGCAUGUUGGAUACUGUACCCAAAUUGGGGUCUUCCAGAAAAACAGCACAAAGCCAACUGAAUUGAGCAUUUCAGAGCCAGAGGAACACGUUUAUGAAGUUGUGAGUUUUCUUUGGGAGGUUUAUACCACCUCAUACCCGAGUUUACAGCAAAGCAAAUACUUCCGGUUUACUCUGAGUAUUGAGGCGGUGAAAGCCAUCGACUUGAUGAAAAGCCGGUUUCUCCGGGGUCCAAGGAGAAAGGAGGGCGACCGGGUGGUACCGCUCGGCAGCUGCACCCCGCAGCACGGGUUAACAGAAGCUCAAAGGGCCGAAAUAGAGCAGUCCCCCAAGCCGUACAGUGUGGGAGAGAAGUUCUACGUGCCGCUGGAAAGACUCCUCGCUUACCCUAAGGUGAACCGCUUGGUGGCGGGCAGCACGGAGAAGCUGCGCACGGUGCUCGCGGAGGGGCUGCGGCUGAACGGAGAUCAGACCGCGGUGCAGGUGGAGUUGGUUGACUACCACACACAGCGCCUCUUCGAUGAGCAUUUAGUCAGCCCUGCGCUGGAGUCCUAAGUGAGGCAGCCUCGUCUGCAAUUUUCUCUAACCGUGUGUUUUUUCAUAGGCUUUUUGUAGGGCGGUGGAGGGCCCAUAAUGUGCUUGUUCAUGUUUGUUAGACCCAUGUUGAAUGUGACUUUAAGAAAAAAAAUUUUUUUAAGCAAAUUGGAUUAUCAAAUAAAACCUUUCCCCAGGGAAUAAGUAGUUUUAAAUUCA
Neogale vison (American mink) is the source of this 1429-nucleotide messenger RNA. It is a transcript of the gene HENMT1, whose product is annotated as HEN methyltransferase 1. Gene Ontology annotation, molecular function: RNA methyltransferase activity; O-methyltransferase activity. Gene Ontology annotation, cellular component: cytoplasm; nucleus. The coding region runs from base 65 to 1231 and encodes 388 amino acids. The transcript has 7 exons. Gene Ontology annotation, biological process: siRNA processing; piRNA processing; RNA methylation. The record is from RefSeq and is a predicted model, not a curated record. Lineage: Eukaryota; Metazoa; Chordata; Mammalia; Carnivora; Mustelidae.